AUGAAAGCAAAGCUUGAAGAGGCAUCCUUAGAGAUGAAGAAAGCAUAUGAUGCUGAUGGGUCUAGAGUCCAACGACAACUCGAGGAACGCAUCAAGAAUCUUGAGCUGAUGGAAUCCAGUUUCAAGAUGGACUGUUUAAAGUCAAAGCUUGAGGAGGUUUCCUUGGAAAUGAAGAAAGCAGAAACUGAUGGAUCUCAGGCCCAACAACACGAGGAACGCAUCAAAAAUCUUGAGCUGAUGUUGUCAAAUCUCAAACUUGAACUGGACAAGAAGAAGGCCAAAUGUUGUGGUGAUGGAUUUUUGUUGGUCGAGGAGGUUGCUUGA
Arabis nemorensis is the source of this 324-nucleotide messenger RNA. NCBI's taxonomy places the organism in Eukaryota, Viridiplantae, Streptophyta, Magnoliopsida, Brassicales, Brassicaceae. The record is from the annotation of a GenBank genome assembly.